Molecule: messenger RNA, 926 nt
Organism: Neodiprion fabricii
Lineage: Eukaryota; Metazoa; Arthropoda; Insecta; Hymenoptera; Diprionidae
Product: 41 kDa spicule matrix protein-like
Exons: 2
Coding region: 97-744 (215 amino acids)
Source: RefSeq, a predicted model, not a curated record
UGCUAAAGUAUCAUCAGAUCGAAGCAUCACGUCAACGAUCAUCCAUCGAGUUACAGUUUCGAGUUUGGAAUCGCAUCGUUGAACGUGAUUUUCAAGAUGAUCAAGACCGCGACGAUUUUACUCGCUCUCGCGAUGUGCGCUACAGCCUCGUUCCAGAGAGGAUCCAACGGUGGACAACAAGGAGGCAGAUGGUCCCAAGGAGGACGACAAGAAGGAUUCGGUGGUUGGCAGCAGAGAGGAAUCGGCGGACAGGAAGAAUCCCGUUGGCAGCAAGGAGGAAUCGGUGGAGCGCAGGCAGGAAUCGGUGAACAAGGAGGAUUCGGUGGACAGCAAGGAGGAUUCGGUGGUUGGCAGCAGAGAGGAUUUGGAGGACAGGGAGAAUCUGGCUGGCAGCAGGGAGGAAUCGGUGGAGCGCAGGCAGGAAUUGGCGAACAACGAGGAUUCGGUGGACAGCAAGGAGGAUUCGGUGGUUGGCAGCAGAGAGGAUUUGGAGGACAGGGAGAAUCUGGUUGGCAGCAAGGAGGAAUCAGUGAACAAGGUGUAGGAUUCGGUGGACAGCAAGCAGGAUUCGGAGGAAAACAAGGACGAUUCAUUGUCCAGCAAGUUGGACUUGGUGGCCAAGAAGCGGGAUCCAGUGGAUUGGAAUCAUUCGGUAGACAGCAGGGAGGAUUCGGUUGGCAGCAAGAAGGACUUGCUGGACAGAGAGGAGGGUUUGGCAGACAGCACGGCAGAUAUUUGUACUAGAAUCGUUGAGAUGGUGGCUGACAACAUGGAUUAAUGUUCGGGAAAUGGUUUUUAUUGUUUUAGCAUAUACGAAGACAACCAAAUUUUGCUGUCAAUUAUUGCUCGCCCUUUUUCUCGAUGUAUAAUCGAACUGAAAGAGAAAAUGGGAUUACAGUAAUACAUAAUUAUGGAUUUAGCACAAA